UAUUUAACUGCUUGAUACCCCAGCGACCACACUCUACAAGAACUAUCGCGACACAUCCUGACCCUUCCAUACCUGCAAUUUACCCAACAUGUCAACUCCCCGUUACACAUACUCCUUUCUUCGCAUCGCCAAGGACAAUGAUAUCGAGUCCUCAGCCAAAAAGUACAAACAGCUGCGCCUGCAGGCCCUAUCCGUCGCACCGGCCUCUUUCUCCUCUACCUACGAAAUCGAAUCCACCCUCACAGAUACUGAAUGGAUUAACCGCAUUGCAGCGAACGGCAAGGAAACGUUCAUAUGCGCCGCAACACCGACAGAAGAGAGCAGUCCGCCACAUCCUCGAAUAUCAGAUCAGAGCAUAUGGGUGGGCCAGGUGACGCUGCGAGGCCCGCAGAGCGCGGAAGACUUCAUCCUGCCUGAAGAAUCUGGUCAAAAGAAGCCUACGGCGGAAGGGGAAGAGGGACUGUGGCAAAUGCUCAGCUUGUUUACACUUCCCAAUCAUCGCGGCCAGGGCCUGGGCAAGAGGCUGUGUCGAGAGGCGUUAAAGUAUCUAGCGUCAUAUAGGCUGUCUCCGAGCAAGGUUUGGGUGCGGUUGAUGGUGAAGCCGGAGAAUCAUGCGACAGUGACCUUGUAUCGCGGGUUGGGGUUUGCGGAAGCCGGGAACUGCACGCUCGCCGAGGCGCUGGUUGCGAAUGGGGAUAAGGAUCUGCUACCGGAAGAUAUCAGUGGGGAGAAGUAUAGUUCGAGGAAGGGUUUGAUUAUGAUGUUGGAAAUAUGUCGCUCGUGAGCUGUUGAGAGCAGUUUAUGUUGGCGCCUUUGGGAAAAGGGGUUGACUGAGGCGAGGCUAUUGGGAUUUAUUCAUAGGAAGUCGCGACAGACUGAGAGACUGGCCGGCUGUGAUAUUGCGAGAGGAAGCGAUUCACGUGUAUUGUUUCCCAGGGUCCGUCAAAUAUUCACUAAACCUGCUGUGAUAAUACGGUCAGAGAACAGCAUUCCACUUGUCAUCGAGGCAUCAUACUUCACAAGCAAAGGCAUCAUCAUCUGAUAUCACGCAAUAGUACUUUUCAACGGUAUCUACAAUACGGUACCCCAACUCGUCUUCAAGAUUAAGGCCGGGGCUUGUACUGGACCCACCAGGCAGUCUCCACCCCGUGGCGUAGAUGUCGCUAGUCCACGCCCUUGAGCUUUCUGGUUUCGGCGGUGGAUGCCACGACGGCUGCUAUGUAUGCUGAUGUCUGAUUCGGGUUCGCCAGAGCGAAAGCAAGGCGGGG
Molecule: messenger RNA, 1268 nt
Organism: Aspergillus calidoustus
Lineage: Eukaryota; Fungi; Ascomycota; Eurotiomycetes; Eurotiales; Aspergillaceae
Source: the annotation of a GenBank genome assembly